UAGUCAGUUGAACUGUUUCCUUGGCGCCCUCGAGAUGACGUCACGCCCGCGCCGGAAGUUCUUCGUUCUGUUUACACUUCGCCCCUUUGUUGUGUUUAAAAACCUCUUAAAAAUGUCCAAAAAGCGGCCAGAGAGCGGCAGCCUGAGGGCCUGUGUGGAGCAGCAGCUGGCGGCGGCAGCCUCGGGGGUCCUCGGCCUGCUGGAGGAGCGCGGCCAGGCGGAGCUGGAGGAGCUGCGGGCGCUGCUGAUGAAGCGGAUCGCAGCGGCCGUGGACUCCAUCCUCACCGCGUUCGAAGCGAGCAGAGCGGCCGAAAGAGGAACUCUGGAGCCGGGAGAGAGGCGGAGAGGAGGCCGCGGAGAGCAGUCAAAAGAACUGUGUCUGUCUGUUGGUGUUAGGAGUCAGCCUUUCCAAAGACCACCUGGUUCCACUUCCAGACUCGACCAGCAAGCGGCUUUUCCAGACGAUGAGGCGGCAGCUGAGGAGGAAGAGGAUGAUACGGUUGCAGCAGAUGAAACAUCUCCCAGCUGCAAAGUUUGUGGGAAAUCCUUCGACACGAAAGGCUUUUUGAUCAAACACGUGGAGAAACACGCCAAGGAAGUGGAGAGUCGGUGCGGUGUGUGUGGGGAACGUUUGGAGUCCAGCGCUGACCUGAAACGACAUCUUCAGAUGCAUCGCGACAGCUGCAGGACCUGCGACUUCUGCGGCAAAAAGUUCCCCUCGAUCCGAGCUAAGGAGACGCACGCACGGCUGCACACCGGUGAGAAACCGUUCAGCUGCCGCCACUGCGGCAAAGGCUUCAGCCAGAAGGGCAACAUGAUGACUCACCUGCAAACCCAUGUGGAAGAAAAGCUCUCUGAAGACUUCGUCCACAGCGUUUCACCAGAGCAAGACAUGAAGACCGACGGUGAACAGACGGUGUUCACCUGCAAAGUCUGUGGAGCAGAUUUCUUAACGACCUCUGACCUCAGGAGACACGCCCAGAGCCACAACCAGCUGAACGACAAGAGCAAACGCAGAAAGCCGAGUCUGACUCCUUCUCACUCCUGCAAGGUCUGCGGGAAUGCUUUCCACAAUAAAGGGAACUUACUGCGACACACAGAGACACAUUUAAAUCACCCCGACCUCCUGUGUGGCGUCUGUGGAGAGCGGGCCGAGUCGUCCGAGAGCCUGCAGCUCCACAUCCAGAGUCACAGAGAAAUUAACAAAGCCUGCGACAUCUGCGGAGACAACUUCAGGGACAUGGAGAUUCACAUGAGGACGCACUCCGGGCAAAAACCUUUCAGGUGUAAAGACUGCUGCAAGGAUUUCCCCAGGAAGAGCUCCCUGGAGAGACACCUGAAGCUGCACGCCGGCGAGAGGCCAUACAUCUGCGAGUUUUGUGGGAAGACUUUCAUCGAAAGCACCGUCCUCAAGCGGCACAUCAAGAGCCACACCGGCGGGAAGCCCCGGAUUUACACCUGCGAAACCUGCGACAAGAAGUUCACCAUGAGCCAACAUCUGGACGUGCACAAGAGGAUCCACACGGGGGAGAAGCCGUUCCCCUGCAAGGUCUGCGGCAAAACCUUCAGGCAGAUCGGCAACCUGGACUCCCACAUGAGGAUCCACACGGGCGAGAAGCCGUUUAUCUGCAGCCUCUGCGGGAAAACCUUCCGCCAGAAAAUCUCGCUGGAGACGCACGAGCGCUUCCACAAGAAGGACAAGGCGUUUGUCUGCCAGGUGUGCAGGAAGGGCUUCGUGCAGAAGAUCGACCUGAAGAGGCACAUGCUGACGCACACCGGCGAGAAACCCUUCAGCUGCCACACCUGCGGAAAGAGCUACCAGGAGAAGCGCUCGCUGGAGUCGCACAUGAAGGUCCAUGCGGGGGAGCAGGCCCCCAAGGACCCGGCUGUGAUGUCACACAUGAAGCAGCAGGAGGCGGAGGUCCAACCUCAGUUCACUCAGCUGUGAUCUGCUGCUGUUUGUGCAUAAACGACUCGACUCCUUCCUGUCUGAUAUAGGAAAAAUGACAAAACAGGAAGUCUGCUCUCACAUUAAGAGACAAAGCUUCCUGUUUCUGAUGCUUUUUGUAAAGGUCAGCUCCAUCCAGCUCACUCUGAAAGCAGAAACUUUGAGUAAAAACACAUUUAUAACAGCUGAACUGAAUCCUUUCUGCAUAUAAUCCCCGUUUCAAAACAGACUAAUUAAUUCAAUAGUUUAUUUCAUCCGAUUAAUCGUUUCAGACCAAACUAGAACUGUCAUAGUGGUUUCAAAUAAUUUAAAUCUGCUUUUAAAGAUUCACAAACUAUUUAGAAAAAAACUUUAAAGACAUUCCUUUUCUCAUCUUCCUGAAGUUAUUGAAAUAUUCUGCAGAUUUUUAAUGCUCACUUUAUUCAAAAUUUUACUUUCAGGUGAUCUGCUGUAAAUCUUUCACAUUUGGGUUUAAUUUGUACAAUUAACUCCAUUCCUGAACUUGGAGGAUUUAACUGGAUUUGUAGAUUUUCAG
Messenger RNA from Poecilia latipinna (sailfin molly), 2483 nucleotides. RefSeq names its product gastrula zinc finger protein XlCGF57.1-like. The record is from RefSeq and is a predicted model, not a curated record. The transcript is spliced from 2 exons. Gene Ontology annotation, biological process: regulation of transcription by RNA polymerase II. Gene Ontology annotation, cellular component: nucleus. Lineage: Eukaryota; Metazoa; Chordata; Actinopteri; Cyprinodontiformes; Poeciliidae. Gene Ontology annotation, molecular function: DNA-binding transcription factor activity, RNA polymerase II-specific. The coding region runs from base 35 to 1948 and encodes 637 amino acids.